This is a messenger RNA of Lethenteron reissneri (Far Eastern brook lamprey), 6552 nucleotides long. RefSeq names its product tetraspanin-15-like. Gene Ontology annotation, cellular component: plasma membrane. Lineage: Eukaryota; Metazoa; Chordata; Hyperoartia; Petromyzontiformes; Petromyzontidae. The record is from RefSeq and is a predicted model, not a curated record.
GCGUGAUUUGGCAACGCCAGGUGCCUGUUGCGCUCUCGCGGGCGUAGAGGAGGUGGAGUCCACGGUGGAUGUCCCCGCCCGGCCAGGUGUUGGUUGGUUGAUUGGUCAGGCAGAUGGGCUCAAGGUACAACAGGGCACGCGAAGAGGGUGGGGGUUUUCGUACAACCGCCGUCUCCGUGUAGCCGCACACAGGUGUGUGUGUGUGUGGGCGCGUGAGUGCCACGACCUAUAGUCCCGCACACACACACCGCCCCAAGCACAUCGCCACCCCCACCUCCUCUGCCGAGCGACCAUGGCGACUGGGAACGAUGAGAACCCAUCUGCAUCCCAGCGUUGCUGCGAUGCCUUCACGUACAAAUGUCUCAAGUACGCGCUCUUCGCAUAUGCCGUCAUCUUCUGGCUGCUGGGCGUGCUGCUGCUGUGCCUGGGCGCCUACGCGGAGGUGGAGAGGCAGCGCUCGCGCACCAUGAGCGGCAUGUUCCUGGCGCCAGCCAUCCUCCUGCUGCUGGCGGGAUCCGUGCUCUUCAUCGUCUCCUUCCUCGGCUUGCUCGGGGCACUCCGGGACAACUUGACGUUGCUCAAGAUCUUCCUGGUUACCAUGAUACUGGGCCUCAUCAUUGAGCUCAUUGGCGGGAUCGUGGCUUUGGUCUUCCGCAACUCGACCCAAGGCUUUAUUAACGACAACAUCCGGAAGGGGAUUGAGAAUUACUACGACGACCUGGAUUUCAAGAACAUCAUGGAUUCCGUUCAGCACAAGUUCCAGUGCUGCGGCGGGCAGGACUACACCGACUGGAGGGUGAAUGUCUAUCACUCGUGCUCCUCGCCGGGCCCGGCCUCCUGCGGGGUGCCGUACACCUGCUGCGAUGUGCUGGAGGGUUCGCAGCCUGUCAAAAACACGCAGUGCGGUUUUGGAGCCCUGAAACUGGAGCGGCUGCAGCUCCGGGGUCAGAUUUACACGCGGGGCUGCGUGGACGCGCUGCUCAUCUGGCUCAUCGACCACUACACCGUCAUGGCGGCCAUCCUGAUGGGCUUCCUCUUGCCUCAGCUUGCCGGCAUAAUUCUGUCGUGGUGCUACAUCGGACGGCUAGAGGACAUCAUUCUGCAGAACGAGCAGCAAGAGCAAGAAGAAGCUCGUGAUGCGUUCAUAGAGGAAGCAGAGGCGUGAACAGAAGACGUUGCAUACUGUGUUGCACUGCACGCACGACCACGCACGUGUGCGUACACGAACGCACACACGCACGUAUGUACGCACGCACGUAUACACUCCAGCAUUCAUACGCACAAGCGCCAUGACGAAGAUCUACAUCGCAACAGUUGUAAAAUAGAAAAUAAUGCUCAUAUCGCUCUGGUAUAUUAAUAAACGUGUGCAAGUGUGUGCAACGUGCCUAUAUGAAUAAUUUGGAGAAUUUUGUUUCAUUAUAUUUAAUAGAAAGUCGUAAUAUUUCCCGCACCUCCAAUUCGCGAGGUUGGCUAUGUACAGUGCGAAAGAAGUCCAACAUACAUUACAACUUGUACUGUUUGAAUAGCAGAGGCAAGUUUUACAUUAAAAAAAACCUGCUGAAAAGCUCCGAUGCUUUUCCGAUGCUUUUAUUCUAUUUCCAUCGCUGAGUUAUCCCUCGUGCACAAUGUGAGUUAUUUAAUAAAGAAUUUAUUUGGGAUGGAGGAUAUAAAGAUGAUAUUACGGCAAAAAACACGCGCAAGGACUUUGUAGUUUGCCAUUAAAAACACACCGGAUUUUACAAACAAACUAUAGAAUAGUCUAAAAACAUACCUCCCAAUGUUUUGCUCGUUCAUGAUCAUGUCAAAAUAGAAAAAUGUGCUUUGAACAAGUCCAUUGCCAAAAUGUCACAUUUUAUAUACAUUUCAUUUUUAGUACGAAUGUGAGUCUUGAUUUGUUGCGCUUAUGCGCCACUGCCAACGCAGUAUCACAAAAAGUCAUCGUCAAUCAUCGUCAUUUUAUAUAAUUGCUAAUCUUUGUUGUCACAUUGUACAAGAUGAGUCUCCCAAGAUGCUUUUACUCGCUGCAUGUUUGCCUCUCCGUGAAAAAUGAGACACCGCUUCAAACCGCGUCUCUCUCUCUCUAUGACUUCACCAAAUGCCACUGGAAGCUCCCUGCAUUCACGCCACACGUCUUGACUUGCGUGCAAAUGAUCAUGGUGGACUGUUUUUUGUGUUCACAUUUUUUUGUUUUGUUUUAAAGUUGUUGGUUGAAUGGCGUUCAUGAGCUCACACAUCUGUGUGAAGCUGCCCUACCCUCCCCCCCUCCCCAACUCGAUGAUGGCUAAGAGACACACUUUUAUACGUGUUUUUAAUUAAAUUAUAAUGCACCCGUCGGCAAACUAUUAAUGCCUAUUUAAUUAUUCAAUCAGGGCAAGUAAUUUGUUGUUAAUUGUGGCACAAUUGCUUGGGGGUCCUUUCCAGGAGCAUUUAACGGAGACUUUUACUCCACACGAUGUGGCACGUGGCCUUUUAAUUAACAGCGGGGCUUUGAGAUGUAAAUGUUUAAUACCCGAUUAAUGACUUGACUUUGAAAUAAAAAGUAACGGAUCACUGUGUUUUAGUCGAAAGGUCUGUCAACAUGUAUUGGAACUGGUUGCGCUGUUUGGCCUACUAUUAAACUAGUUCAACAAAAUUAUAAGCGGCCUUAUUUAACCAACUGUCACGCAUAAUUUCACUUGAAUCCACGCACAUUUGUGCGUAGAUCUAUAAUGCAGUGAAAUUGGUGCGUGAUUAUUUCGCAUGCUGCUUUUCAAUAUCGCGCACGAUCAUUUAGGGGCUCAAUUUUUCUGACAAUGCGGCAGGAGUGUUUCAUCACCGGUCAGUAUCAAGCCGUGCGCAAUGUGUCACUCUACCUGAUGCAAUUGACGAGUGCAAGGCAGCGCAAUGCUGCUUCAGAAACGUUUCACUUUUAAAACCUAUGCCCAGAGUGAUGAAGGCUUUGCCUCGCCAUCUCGUCACAAUGACCAGGUUCAUCUUCUUGGUUCUUUCGGUAAAGUCACGUAGAAUGGAAAUAAUAAAAUAAUAAACGCUGCCAAGCCUGGUGGUGUUCAUUCAAACGCUGUCUUUCUGACAGACCUGUUCUUCACCUGAGGACGGCUGCUUGCGUUGUGGCCGUAACGUCGUGAGAAUUAUUUUAUUAUGUUUUAUUUUUAUUAUUUUAUUAUUUCCAUUCUACGUGACUUUACCGAAAGAACCAAGAAGAUGAAUCACUGCAGUCACGAAAGCUUUAAAUCGAAAUUCAGGGCCAGGUUGAUGAAGGAGAGAGUGGUUUAGGAGCAGGUUCGAAUAUCGCCACUGAUGGUAGCCGUGGCCAGGAAUCGAACUCGCAGCACCGGACUCAGAAAGCGAUUCGCGAGCCACCGUGUCAUCGCUCCACUUGUGUCCGGUCGCGUGCACCCCGUACACGGUGUGCUGUGUGUGUGCCACACGUGCGUUUAAACAAGAACAAGUAAACCCGUAAAAACAAAGUUUUUCACUCUAAAUCCUUUAUAUGCGUGGCGGCUAGAGUUCUCUCGUCCUCUGGCUUGAGAUGGCUGAAAUCUAUGGGUCAGAUGAUUGUCUGCCAGUAUUAAGCAAUUGGUAAUUAAAUAUUUAAUUAGUUUUCCCUAAACAGUGUAAAAUUUUGGAAAAAAAAUUCACGAAAAUUAAUUGUCACACAUAACGAGUCUGUGUGGAAAAUGUCAGCUCGAUUGGAUCACGGGAAGUGGGUUAAAAACGAGCGAAAGAUUUGCACGGUCCUAAGCAAGCAAGCAAGCACGCGAACUUAAUAUAAAGGAUUUAAAAAUAAGCAUACGCAUUGCCUCAUUCGCAUCUGUCCCUCUGCAGGAAAUAUUAAGAGUUAUUUAGACACCUCCUAUCAGCGCCCACAGCCUUCUGGGAGUGCAGUAUUCGAGCAAGAUCGUUUCAACACAAGCAAACUGGACUGUUGUUGACAUUUAAUGUCUCCUGAGCAGUCGUGCUUGCUUGAACCAAUGCUGGUGACCGGGUUAGGUGUGUUCUGUAUCGGGAAUUUGUUUUGGUUUGGAUAUUAACCGACAACACUAAUGAUUAUUUUAUUUCUUCUAGAUUUGAAGCUUUCGUGACUGCAAGGAUUCAUAUUCUUAGGUGUUUUCGGUAAAGUCACGUAGGUAAAACAUUUAAAUUAAUAAAAGUCGUGCAUUCUUUUGGCCCCGCCCCCCUCCCCCCCGAUACGUUCCAUUCAUUGGCUACCACAUUCUGAUGAGCCCCCCCCCCCCUCUCCUCCCCCCUCAACUUGCUUUUAAGGGAUUACAUCUUGAAUCAUUGCCUCACUUGAUGCAGCAAAUCUGGCUGUGACGGUCCCACCUGAUGACGGAGACUUGUGUUGCCUCCGAAAUGUCGUGAUUUUUAUUUUAUUUUACUUUUAUUAAUUUUAAUGUUUUACCUACGUGACUUUACCGAAAACACCUAAGAAUAUUUUAUUUCUGUUUGUGGCUCAUCCAAUUAGCACCCCGCACCUCCGAUUAAUACGGUUGGCUACGUACGGUGCGAAAGCUGUUCAACAUAACGUCCAUAUGUUGGUAUGCACACAGGAAAUGGUAACAUGUUCCGCACCGAAAUAAUCCCGGUGGCAUUUUGGGACAAUGGCUCUUCAUUGCCCUCGAAAGGUACCUUGAAAAAUGUUGAUGUAAUACGAAGAAAGGGCAUUAUUGCUCUAAGACAUUUCCCAUGAUAUACUUUUCCUUUUAAGGCCUCCGUGUUGUCAUUGGCGAAUGUGAGUUGUGUUUUUUCGUGAUUGUGCACCAUUGCACACACAGGAUCACCAAAUAAUUUAUUGUGAAAAAAAAAGUAACCUGCUUUCCCUUGUUACCCAAGCAUCUCGCUGAAAUCUCAAUGGGCCCUGGCCGAGUAAAACACAGCACACUUAGUAGUGCAGUAUGUAUGUAUGCAUCGCCUGUCUGCUCCAACACAUGCACACAUAUCAUACCUGUGCACCGGCAACUCUUCUUUUCUGCGCCGCAUGAAUCAUUUACUGCAAGACAGGCAUUUAGAUUGCAUUGAUGUCCAUGAUGGUGCUUUACCCAGGAAAGCUUCGCUUGGGUCUCGUGACUUUUUUUCAGCAGGGCUCUGCCAAGUUUUUGCAGUCGGGGAGGGGGGGGGGGGUGCAAUGAUUGCCACGAAUAAUCACAAUUGAGUAAUCUGCGGUGCUACUCUUCAAAUGUGGACCAUGACGCCGGCAGUCAAUGAUAAAUGAUCCGCGCGCUCGCCUUCGAAGCGCUCUGCAUUGCGACGUCACACACAUGGCACACGUCUGUGGCCUCCAUCCCAUCAAGCGCUGCAUUGAUCGGUUUGGGAAUCCAUCAGCGCUGGGAGCGGUCCAGGGCAUUCACCCUCGUGUGGUGGCCAACGCGGGGUCGCGUCGAACCGUGCGGUGGGGGAACAAAGCGGUCGCCUCCGUCGCAUUGUGCACCACCACAUGGGGGUAGACAAACGUGGAGCGGGUGGGCACGUGACCGAGCCGGGGAUUGAGGUACAGAAAAACAAUUAAAGGUGCAGCCCUGCAAUGAAUUGCGAAUGCCAUUGCUGGUAAAAAAAAAACAUCUGAACUUGAGGGAUCUCCAGAGGGAGCCGCGACCGCGUGUUUUGCCCGACUCUUCCACGCCAGCGAGAUGUCUUUGAAAGGGGAUGGGAGUAGCGACACUUUAUCACACCACAUGCAACCUUUCAGUCGACUAGUGUACCCAUUAAUACUGCCGGGUGGACAGAGGCGGUGGCUAAGAAUAACUGCCACGCCAGGAGAUCAAACCGGCGACCUCUGAUGUGUAAGUCGAGUGUGAUGAACACAACACCAGGGGCAAUGACAUAACACCGCUGGCAAGGAAUGCAAAUUGGCUGCCCCCUUCCAAAUGCCCUCGUCAACAGUCCACUUGCGCCUGGGUCCCCUCUGCUCCGUGGAUCCCGCUGUAAUUGCGCUGGUCCUCUUACUUCGUAGCGACGAAACCGGUGGCGUGGUACCCAGCCGUGCCAGACAGUCUGGCUGUAGCCUCGGGGAGCUGAGGUCACAUUCGCAGAUGGCAUAAACAGCUGCUGUCAAAGACUUGUGUGAUGCAUCUUUAUCAGUGCCAGCCAGCCAGCUUGCGGGGGUCUGGAAUGAUUUGUGUGUGUGUGUUCAUUACACACAGGUCUCGUGGGGAAAUAUUUACCGCAACUCGGCCCCAGAAAAUAUGAAAUUAAGCCCUGUGCGUUACCACGUCGACCGAAAUGCGCCCAGUCUCCCCAGGGCCAUUGCCUAAAUGUCACCUAUUAUAGACAUUUCCUUUUCAAGGCCACAGUGUUAUUGACGAAUGUGUUAAGUUUUUUUAUGGUUGAGCUCUGUGAGUAAUUGGUUAGUAGAGUUCAUGAGAUGCGUGGUAGUUAAGAGAUGGCAAUACAGCACUGGAAGCUUGACUCGAUCCGUGCAGAUGUUGGAGUGCUACCCAAGAUCGAUUGUGCGUGGGUUUUCUCCGGUCACGCUGGCUUUUUCCCACGCGUCACUCGAUGAAACCCUGCUGAACGCUCUUAAACAAGAGUCUUGAGGUUCCGUGUUGUUUAAAA